This is a messenger RNA of Onychostoma macrolepis, 3701 nucleotides long. It is a transcript of the gene kcnk10b, whose product is annotated as potassium channel, subfamily K, member 10b. The record is from RefSeq and is a predicted model, not a curated record. Gene Ontology annotation, cellular component: membrane. Gene Ontology annotation, biological process: potassium ion transmembrane transport; stabilization of membrane potential. Gene Ontology annotation, molecular function: potassium ion leak channel activity. NCBI's taxonomy places the organism in Eukaryota, Metazoa, Chordata, Actinopteri, Cypriniformes, Cyprinidae. The transcript has 7 exons. Bases 353 to 2071 code for a protein of 572 amino acids.
UUAAUGACUUCAAGCCUGUGGGAAUCGUGGCACAAAGGAUGAGGCGCUGAAACAAAGGCGCGUGCGGAGACGCUCCCAGAUUCUCCGUGUGAUUCUCACAACAUAUUUAGCGCUUUAUUUGCUUUCCUCAGAGUGAUGCCAAGCUGCUGAGAGUGAUGUUGGGUGGUCUCACGCUGACGGACGGUGUAGAGAGAGAGAGAGUUAGGCGUGCAUCUCUCGCGUCUCUCCUCCUCAUCCUCAUCCUCAUCACUGCGCUCGGGUGCUGAACGAGCAAACGCUGAGCAUGUGAAGUCUUAUAGUCUCUCUGAACUGUUAGAUUAGCUUUAUUUCGCUCUGAUAAGGUGUGAUCAUCAUGAAAUUCCCGUUAGAGAAUCCGAGGAAACAGGUGAACUGGGACCCUGAACAAGUGGCUGUUCAGACAAACAUCGUCCCGCCGAAGAAGGUCCAGUCUGGUGCGGUCCAGUCCAGUCUGGUUCAGGCCAGCGUAGCGGCCAUGCAGAACCCGAUGGGCUGUGAGGUGAAAGUGAACGGUCACUGCGUUCUCCCGCGCCUCUCCAUCUCGUCCCGCUCGGCCAGCGUGGUGACGGGGAUGGACGCGGGCGCAGACGGGUCUGCUCUGCACUCGGUCAUGAAGUGGAAGACGGUGGUGACCGUGUUUGUGGUGGUGGUGAUGUACCUGGUGUGUGGCGGUCUGGCCUUCUGCGCGCUGGAGCAACCCUUCGAGAGCAACCAGAAGGACAGCAUCACGCAGGAGAAGGCCCUGUUCCUGCAGAGGAACCCCUGCGUCUCUCCAGCCGAGCUCGAGGCCCUCAUCAAGCAUGCAGUGGAUGCGGUCAGUGCUGGAGUGAGUCCCAUUGGAGACACGUCCAAUAACUCCAGCCACUGGGACCUCAGCAGCGCGUUCUUCUUCGCUGGAACCGUCAUCACCACGAUAGGCUAUGGAAACAUCGCCCCCAGGACUGAGGGUGGCAAGAUUUUCUGCAUCCUUUACGCCAUAUUUGGCAUCCCUCUGUUUGGCUUCCUCUUGGCUGGGAUCGGUGAUCAACUAGGGACCGUGUUUAUGAAGAGCAUCCUGAAGGUGGAGAAAGUUUUCAGGCAAAAACACAAGCAAAUCAGUCAGACCAAAAUCCGCGUCACCUCCACCAUACUCUUCAUCAUCGCUGGCUGCAUCAUUUUUGUCACCAUCCCAGCGGUGAUUUUCAAACACAUCGAGGGAUGGAGUACUUUAGAAGCCAUUUACUUCGUUGUCAUCACUCUCACAACCGUCGGCAUUGGAGAUUAUGUAGCAGGUGGUGAUCGAAAAAUAGAAUACAUGAAAUGGUACAAGCCUCUGGUCUGGUUCUGGAUUUUGGUGGGUCUGGCGUAUUUCGCUGCAGUCUUGAGCAUGAUUGGAGACUGGUUCAGGGUUCUGUCCAAGAAAACAAAAGAAGAGGUCGGAGAGUUUAAGGCCCAUGCGGCAGAAUGGAAGGCAAAUGUCCGCGCAGAGUUACGCGAGACACGGCGACGCCUCAGCGGUGAGAUCCACGACAAACUUCAGCGGGCGGCCACCAUCCGCAGCAUGGAGCGCAGGCGUCUGGGUCUGGAGCAGAGGGCGCAUUCGCUGGACAUGCUGUCGCCUGAAAAACGGGCCGUCUUCGCCAGUCUGGACGCCGGGCGCUUUAAGACCUCCUCGCAGGAGAGCAUCGACACUAAACUGAACAACCUGCGACUGAAGGCCGAGCGUGGCGAACAGCAGGCGUCCUCCGAUGAAAACAUCUUCAACCGCUUCGGCUCGCUCACCAAACUGGCCAAGCGCAACAGGAGCAAAGACCUCCGCAGGAACAUCCCAGAAGACGCCAGCAAGCUGGGCGAUGUCCUCAGCAGCAACAGCAGCAACGUCGCUCUGGGAGAGGAGAGGAGAGAGGAUGAGGAGGAGACGGAGGAAGAGAAAACAGCAACGGAGGCCAACACUGGCUUCACGUGUCUGCCUCACUAUCCUGAGGAACCCAAACAGCAGAACGGUUUCGCACCGGCUCAGGCCAAAGAACAAGAGCGAAAUAAAAGACUGGAGCAGAAAGAACAUCAACCGUAGGCAGACAAUGACAGGGUGAAAAUGUGCCUUUGUGUUUUGUAAGCUGCGGCUCGAUCAGCUGCAGUUGAUUUUCACUGUGACAAAUGACAAGUUGCCAAAAAUGUGAAAAGACAUGGAGAGCUCAAGGAAUACAGAUUGACAUCACCUUAAAGAGACAGUUCGCCAAAAAAACGGGAAAUUCUGUCAGUGUUUACUCACCCUCAUGUUGUUCCAAACCUGCAUGAAUUUCUUUCUUCAGUGGAAAGCUCCAAAAAUGACAAAAAAAAACCCAUCAUAAAAGUACUGUAACAAUAGACUGUAUGAUUCACGAUGCUUUGUGUGAGGAACUGAAAUUGAAGUCAUUGAAAACUUUUCAAAUUUCCAAAACGCUUAAGUCAUUGAUGUUGAAUUAGGUGCUAUAUGUCUUUUGUCAUUUGAAUGCGAUUGACAGCUGUGAUGAAGUGAAGAUUUCAGUGAAUAAUAGCUUUUUGUGAGCUUACUGUUAAUCAUUUCAUAUUAUUAUUAUUAAUAUGAAAAAGAGCUCCUGCAAUACAUCUGCAUUAGUCAGUUCCACAGAAAAAGCAACUGAAAUGGGUUUGAAGUGACAUGAGGUCAUGUAAUAUGUCAUACUUAUUUAUUUUUUAGAUUAACUAUACCUUUAAAAUGUAUUACUUAUGUUCUUUACAACUUCAAGACCGAUUAUUCAUCAUAGAACAGUCAACAGAGACUUUUUGAAGGACUUUUGCUCUUUUCAAAGGUGUGUUCUGAAUCGCCGAAAGCCUUUUUUGCUUUAAAUCGUGAUGUCUUUUGGAAAGCAAACCUGCAUGAAUAUCCACUGCUGCUCAGAUGAGUCCAUCAUCUAUGAUGGCAAAUCACAAACUUCUGUAAAACACUAAUUUAUUCAGUUUGGUUGAAAAAUUGACACAUUCUCAAUAACCUUUUGAUUGUGAUGCCAGAGUUUAAACAACAAUGACUUUAUAGCUGUUGGUGAAAUAUUGCAUUCACACUGAACUCUAUAAACAUAUCAACCCCCCUGAAAAUGACUGGAAUCAAAGCCAUAUUGAUGAUAUUCAAUAAGAGCGAAACCCAUUUUACUAGAAGUAUUAGAACCAUGAAGAAAUGGCAACUUUAUGAGGUAUGCAGCGAUCCCAAAAAGUUUCAGGACUCUUAAGUCACACAUAAGAGUGUGUGAAUAUCAUUGCAUUAAGUAAUACAACACAUCACAGCAAGAGAUAUUUUCUAUAAAGGAAGAUGCAACCGUUACAAAACACAUCACAAAAAUGUUGCACCAUUUUAAAUGAUUAAACAAUGCAGUCCAUUGGACUGUAAUUGGUAAAAUUAGUUGCAUAAGAAUUUUUUAUUUGUCUUGAAGUGGUAAAAUUAGACACAAAUCAUAUUUUACAUUGGCUUUAAAAUUAGUUGCAAAUGAUGUUUUACUUUUUUAGAGACCGAUAUUUGCAAAUACUUUUUGGGGUUGCUGUAAAUCCUCAGUUAUUCCAUCAUUGCCAUAAAACAGUCUGAUUUGUUAAGUUUCACCUGAUAUCAGUUUUUUAUGCCCACAGAACAAAGUCUUCCACUGUUAUUCAAAAAUACGGUAAAAAGUGUGAAUGCAUAAAUAAAACAUUGGCUUUUUUGAUCCACAACAGUGAAU